This is a messenger RNA of Lagenorhynchus albirostris (white-beaked dolphin), 429 nucleotides long. RefSeq names its product keratin-associated protein 21-1-like. The record is from RefSeq and is a predicted model, not a curated record. Bases 1 to 429 code for a protein of 142 amino acids. NCBI's taxonomy places the organism in Eukaryota, Metazoa, Chordata, Mammalia, Artiodactyla, Delphinidae. The transcript has 2 exons.
AUGUUUUGCAACUACUACGGCAAUUCCUGUGACUACAGGUGUGGAAACAGCUAUGACUGUGGAUUUAGUCCCUAUUAUGGCUGUGGAUAUGGCUAUGGAUAUGGCUGUGCAUAUGGCUCCUACUAUGGCUGUGGAUAUGGCUCUGGUUAUGGCUAUGGAUAUGGCACUAGAUAUGGCUGUAGAUAUGACUGUGGCUAUGGAACCAGAUAUGGCUGUGGAUAUGGUUUCUGCUGUGGCUGUGGAUAUGGGACUCGCUGUGGCUGUGGAUAUGGGACUCGCUGUGGCUGUGGAUAUGGGACUCUCUAUGGCUGUGGAUAUGGCUCGCGUUAUGGCUGUGGUUAUGGAACCAGAUGUGGCUGUGGAUAUGGCUCUGGCUACUGCAGCUACUGGACAGUUUGCUAUAGGAGAUGUUAUUCUUCUUGCUGCUAG